Messenger RNA from Pungitius pungitius (ninespine stickleback), 1769 nucleotides. It is a transcript of the gene dimt1l, whose product is annotated as DIM1 dimethyladenosine transferase 1-like (S. cerevisiae). NCBI's taxonomy places the organism in Eukaryota, Metazoa, Chordata, Actinopteri, Perciformes, Gasterosteidae. The record is from RefSeq and is a predicted model, not a curated record. The coding region runs from base 147 to 1067 and encodes 306 amino acids. Gene Ontology annotation, molecular function: rRNA (adenine-N6,N6-)-dimethyltransferase activity. Gene Ontology annotation, biological process: rRNA methylation. The transcript is spliced from 12 exons. Gene Ontology annotation, cellular component: nucleolus.
AGAAUGGCCGGAGCGCGCUGAACGCUGCUGCAUAUUUUACCAGCGAAGAAGAACUCGAGGCUGCACGCGUGUUUACUCGGGACAGACGUAUAUUUUGUUAAGUUUUACAUUUUCGGGAUUUUUCUGAAUCUUCGACCGGAAUAAAAAUGCCUAAGGUCAAGGCGGAGAAGAAAAACCGGCAGCACCAAGAGGUCAAAAACCAAGGGAUCAUGUUUAACACCGGCAUGGGUCAGCACAUCCUGAAGAAUCCACUGGUUGUCAACGGGAUCAUUGAGAAGGCUGCCCUCAGGCCAACUGACGUGGUUCUGGAGGUGGGACCCGGUACUGGCAACAUGACAGUGAAGUUGUUGGAAAAGGCCAAGAAGGUGGUGGCUUGUGAGUUGGACGGCAGAUUAGUGGCUGAACUUCAGAAAAGAGUACAGUGCACACCCAUGCAGGCCAAACUUCAAAUAUUAGUCGGAGAUGUACUAAAGACAACUCUGCCUUUCUUUGACGUGUGUGUGGCUAAUUUACCGUACCAGAUUUCAUCGCCGUUUGUCUUCAAGCUCUUGUUGCAUCGACCUUUCUUCAGGUGUGCCGUGUUGAUGUUCCAGAGAGAGUUUGCCAUGCGACUUGUGGCCCAACCUGGAGACAAGCUGUACUGCAGACUGUCCAUCAACACUCAGCUUCUGGCCCGCGUCGACCAUCUCAUGAAGGUGGGGAAGAAUAAUUUCCGUCCUCCUCCAAAAGUAGAGUCAAGUGUUGUCAGGAUAGAACCUAAAAAUCCUCCUCCUCCAGUUAACUUCCAGGAGUGGGAUGGCCUGGUGAGAAUAGCCUUCGUAAGGAAAAACAAAACUCUGAAUGCGGGUUUCAAGUCUACUGCCGUCGAACAGCUGCUGGAAAAGAACUAUAGAAUUCACUGCUCUGUAAACAACGUGGUAGUGCCAGAUGACUUCAGCAUCACAAAGAAGAUUGAGAGUGUUUUGCAGGAGGCUGAUUUCAGUGAGAAGAGAGCCAGGUCUAUGGACAUCGAUGACUUCAUGGUGCUGCUUCAUGCAUUCAACGCUGCAGGGAUCCACUUUUCUUAAACGGCAGAGCGAUCUGAGGAGAUUAAUACGAGGGGGCAGGUUUUGGUCACAUCGGUGGAAAGAAAUGGAUUGUCUGACUGAUCACUUUUCCCUCUAGAGCUUUGGUUAAAUAGUUGGAAAAAUGUGUAAAGAAUGGAAGAGACAUUUAAAGGGCUCAUAUUGAGUGUGCUAACAAGUAUAAAGUGUCUGUCAGCAUGUAUGAGCAGCGUCUGGGUUGCAUGAGGACCUGCCAGUGGGUUUCAUACUCAAACAAUAUCUGUAAUGGUUGAUUAUUCUGAGCAAUCUACAUUUAAUGUUUGACUGACCUUGUUAUGAUGGUAGAUAUUUAAUAUUUAAAAGAUUUGUGUACAAUCUACCUAAAUCAUUCAGAUUGUACAGAAGUAUUCUUUUGUGAACUCAUCUGAUUAAAUGGUACCGCAAGCAACAGCUUCAACUACUGACUGCUGAGGCUGAUGGUAAAGCCAGUCUUCCAAGUUGAGGUCUCUUUGGCUGAGACACUGAAUCACACAUUGCUCCCUUAAAAUGGAAGACAUGAGUCCAAACUUGGUACAGUAUGUGUGUGAAAUGAUUCAUGUCUUCCUUUAGUGUUAAGGGAUUGUGAGUGGUCACAAGUCAGUUUUUUUAAAUUAGCUGGUGGAAGACACUUCAGAUGAAAGUUAUUUGUAUUUGGAUAACAUCAAAUGUCACAAAAGCCAUUUAAAU